Messenger RNA from Pseudoliparis swirei, 2894 nucleotides. RefSeq names its product carboxy-terminal domain RNA polymerase II polypeptide A small phosphatase 1-like. The transcript has 7 exons. Gene Ontology annotation, molecular function: RNA polymerase II CTD heptapeptide repeat phosphatase activity. Lineage: Eukaryota; Metazoa; Chordata; Actinopteri; Perciformes; Liparidae. The record is from RefSeq and is a predicted model, not a curated record. The coding region runs from base 772 to 1560 and encodes 262 amino acids.
CGCCCUCCUUUACACGGGGAGGAGUCUCGCUGGAGCUUUUUUUUUUUUAAAGGAAAGUAACUUUGAUCUUGCUGUGGCCACUUUAAAAGACCGUCCGUAACUUCUCUGUCGGUUUCAAGGCGCCCCUCCACCCGGUCCUACGUCAACGCUGUGCUUGAACACACUUUACACAGAAAAAUACGCCACGCGCAAGAAACGUCUGCACUUUUAACCCCAGAAAACAAAAAGUGUGGACAAAAAUAUCAAGUAUUUUCAAACACGUUGAAGCACUUCUAUACGGCCAAAAAUGUGCACUCAAAAUAAUCCCCCAAAAAUAUAUUUAAAUGAAACGUAAAAAAAAAAAAGUAUCUCCACGACAUGAGUUCCCCCGAAUUACACGACCAAAGAGCCCCGAUGCACGUGCGGGGCGACACUCCGCGAGAGCCCCGCGUCCUGCCUGCCUUGUGGCUUUAAGAACGGGGCUUCCUUGAAACCGUCAGGUUCCGUGUCCGCGCGGCCGGAUCGAUUGAACAUGAUUCAACGUAACAACUUUUUAAAAAUAUCUCUCAUAAGGCUUUUAACUUGUUGCACCUUGGCGCGGUCCACUUUUUUGCACGCUCGUUUCUUAAAGUCAGUCGUUCAGUAUGCGCGUUGGCGGUCAGGGAGUGGCAAAUAAUAAAUAGUUUUCUUUCCCUUUUUUUUUUUUAAAGCCAUAACACCUCCAACACUUUUUACCUUUUUUUUAAAAAAAUACAGCAAUAACGUCCUUUUGUCUUUUGAGUGACGGAUCUAAUGGACCAUUCGCCGUCGAUAAUCACGCAAGUAACCAGAGACGAGGAGGAAAAUGCGACUCGUCGCGCGGACGGUGACGGCGACGCUUCCCCGCCCAAGAAGCCUCGCAGCAGAGGCCUUCUGCGCAAUCUCUUCUGCUGUCUUUGUAGCAAGGAAUCGGAUCCACCGUCACUAAAAAACAAUGCCCCCCUCCUGGUCGAGGAAAAUGGAAGUCCGUCAAAGGUACCAGCAAAACCGUUGCUCCCACGGCUGAACUCGACUGAUGCAGGGAAGAUCUGUGUGGUCAUUGAUUUGGAUGAAACGCUAGUGCAUAGUUCAUUUAAGCCAGUGAACAAUGCUGAUUUUAUCAUUCCAGUGGAAAUUGAUGGAACAGUUCACCAGGUGUACGUGUUGAAGAGACCCCACGUCGACGAGUUCCUCCGGAGGAUGGGCGAGUUGUUCGAGUGCGUCCUGUUCACGGCGAGCUUAUCCAAGUACGCCGAUCCCGUGUCGGACCUGCUGGACAAACGGGGGGCUUUCCAGAGCCGUCUGUUCCGGGAGUCCUGCGUCUUCCACAAAGGGAACUACGUUAAAGACCUGAGCCGGUUAGGACGGGACCUCAGCAAGGUCGUCAUCAUCGACAACUCCCCAGCGUCCUACGUCUUCCAUCCCGAAAACGCAGUCCCCGUGGCGUCCUGGUUUGACGACAUGGCCGACACGGAGCUCCUCGAACUCAUCCCCUUCUUCGAGAGACUAAGCAACGCGGACGACGUCUACGGCGCUCUGCAGCAGCCGAGGACUUCGAGUUAACGGAGGCGGGACACUCGGUUGAAAACAAUCCUCCAGCCGCCACGGGGCCACGGGGGCCACAGGCUCCACGCUGCCUCCUUUUACAAGGACCACACUGCAACAUCAAGAAGCUUCUUUUCAAUCUGGUAUUCUCACCGUAUAUCGCGUCAAAAAAGGUGAAAAGCGAUCUUCCAGCAGGGUUUGGUACUUAUUGGAAGUCAUCCAAUCCAACGGUGAUUCUCUUUUUUUUGUUUUUUGUAAUGCUCCAUAAGGACUGAAUACCAGAUUCAAUGACCUGUAGAUAUCCUUUGCAGUGCAGCUAGUGUAUUGUUGUUGUUGUUCUGUGACAGCAGUGACCCGUGUAGACCUAGGUUGUUGUUUGGUCAUUUUCAUUUUAGAAUAGUGGUUCUCAUAAUUUAAAAAGUUCUUGAAGAUUGAUCCUUAAACCUGAUUAACUUGCUUUUUUUUUUUACUAAAAUGGCUAACGUAUAUAUAUUAAGUAAAAGACAAUCAUUAACAUAAGAAUAUUCAGAUUUAAUAUUCUUAAUUUAAUAAUAUCUACAACAGGUCUUUGCACAUUUCACUAAGAAGCAGAUAUAUUUAUGCGAUGUCUUUGGAAAGUUUUGAGCCGAUGACGUUUGUGGUCGACCUUCAGCUCCAAAAAGACGCCACAGACUUCCGCGUUUUCCAUUUUCAGAUUGAAAAGCAGCCGUUGCGGUAAUCUGAUUGUUCCACUACUUUACAGAUGACGGAUGAGGUCGAAUCACGAAUGUUCUAACGUAUAAUAACAUAUACUUAUAAUUUAAUAUUUUGUCUUGUGCCCAGUCUGGUCUCAAAACACCCUAAUGUUGUUGUUUAUUAGUUGACCUAAAACUUGCAUAUUAACAAACCUUUAAAAAAAACCAAAAAAAACAAUCACAUCUGGAUCUCUUGGACUAUUCUGGAUUAGCACCGAGAAAACCGGUCCACUGCACCCUGAUUGGACGGUUCACACGGACUCACUACUGCGGAUACACAUGGUGAGAUGAUGCAUAUACAGGAUAUAUCUGGAUUUUAGGCAGUUCUGUUGAUUUGGUUUUAAUGUUGUUUUUAGUCCUCUCUCUCUGUGUGUGUGUGUGUGUGUGUGUGUGUGUGUGUGUGUGUGGAACGUUGACAAUAUGUGAAAAAUCCUGAACUUUAUUUUAAUAAUUAUAUUUUUAUUUUUUACUUUAUGCAACAAGAAUAUUAAUGUUUUGACUCGAGUAAAGGAACCGGCUUUUAAAUUGCUGCUGAUUGUAAGAAGAAGAAAAAGAAAAAAAAGACUGCUAUAGAUAUUUUCACCUUGCGUCAAUAAAGCAUGUUUUAUUGUCAUGUCA